Messenger RNA from Amphibalanus amphitrite, 1522 nucleotides. RefSeq names its product activating signal cointegrator 1-like. Bases 217 to 1404 code for a protein of 395 amino acids. Gene Ontology annotation, biological process: positive regulation of DNA-templated transcription. Gene Ontology annotation, cellular component: nucleus. Gene Ontology annotation, molecular function: zinc ion binding; transcription coactivator activity. The record is from RefSeq and is a predicted model, not a curated record. Lineage: Eukaryota; Metazoa; Arthropoda; Thecostraca; Balanomorpha; Balanidae. The transcript has 11 exons.
UGCCAGUGUAUGCGAUUGCCGUCAGAUGUGUGAUGUGUUGCAAUUUGUUGUUCUCGCUUUUUUACGUGAGUUGAACCAGUUGAACCGUCUCAACCAAAUUCAAUUCAAGGUUUGUUAUUUUGUUGUUAUCCAACGGUAUAAGACAUUUGUUGAUCAUAAUGGCCCGAGCAGGUCAGGGUGCUACAAGGUGAAGGUCAAGGACUAAGCACAGCAACGAUGCAAAAGAGCAGUGGAAGAAGGAAAAAGCAAGUAAAUGUGUUUUCUCCAGAAGGUGCUGAUAUAGCAUCCAUGAAGCUUCCUGGCCGGCACAGGUGCGACUGCCAGGCGGCCAAGCACCCGCUGGUGACCAACUGCCUGAGCUGCGGCCGGAUAGUGUGCGAACAGGAGGGCGCCGGGCCCUGUCUGUUUUGCGGCGCGAUGGUGGGCUCCGAGUCUGGACCGCCGGGCCGGGCCGCGGCGGGCGGCGGGCGGACGCAGCCGGGGAGUGACGCCGCUCUGCGCCGGGCCACCGAACACAAAGACAAGCUGCUGGAGCGGGACAAAGACGGGACGCAGCGGGCGUCUAUCAUCGACGACGAGCGCGACUACUUCCAGACGGGCUCCAGCUGGCUGAGCGGCCGGCAGCGGCAAGCCGUCGAGCGCUACCGGCAGCAGCUGCGCCACCAGGCCGACCAGCGACGGCGCACGCUCACACUCGACUUCGCCGGUCGCCAGAUGACGGCCCAGGAGGUGGAGGUGGCCGCCGACCCGGCGCACAUCACGGAACUGAUCCGCGAGCUGGCCACGGACGAGCUGCGCCGACCGGCCGCCGACCCGCCGGCCGACGGCGCCGGGCGGUCCGCCGAGCCGGCGUUCCGGCCGGAGUACCAGGUGGACCCGCGCCGCGAGGCCGACGUGGACCGGCUGUUCCGCCAGCGGCCCGACUCCCAGCUGCGGCGCGUACAGGACGCCGACCUACAGCUGCUCUCCGACGACGGCAUGUGCCUCAGCAUGCACCAGCCCUGGGCGUCGCUUCUCGUCGCCGGCAUCAAAAUCCACGAGGGUCGCACGUGGUACACGCCCUACCGCGGCCGGCUGUGGAUCGCCGCUGCCGCCAAGGUGCCCACGCCGCAGGAGAUCAAACAGGUGGAGGACACCUAUCGGGUCAUGGCAGGAAGGGAGCUGUCGUUUCCCGAGUUUUACCCGUCCGGCUGCCUGCUGGGCAGGGUGAACGUCCUCAACUGCCUGCCACAGGAGGUGUACAGGGAACAGUUUCCGGAGGGCGAGAGCGACAGCCCGUACGUGCUCAUCUGCAGCGAGCCCGAGCAGCUGGUCGUCAAGUUUCCCAUGAAAGGACAGCACAAAAUCUAUAAAAUGGACGCCAACAUUCACAAGGCGGCGAAGAAGAUGCUAACAGCGGCGUGAGCGGGCCAAGCAGAGACAGUGCUUGUAUUUAUAUGUGAUAUGCUCCAGGGCAGCGAUCGUGCUUCGUCGUUGAGUUCCUUGGUGACUGUGCUUGCCUCAAUACGAGAUCCUGAAACUA